AUGCAGAAGUCGCGGGCCGUGGCUGCACCAGAGAUGCAGAGAAAGAAAGUACGCGACAACUCACGAUCAAUGACAGUAGGUGAUUCUGUGGUGCGACCAACACCUAGCCUGGAAGCAAUGUUCGCUAGAGGUGCUGCGCAGCGAGCCGACGACGAUAACGAAGAUAAUGAUGAUGACGACAAUGGAGAUAAUGAGCCAAUACGACCUCCUGCACGACGAUCGAAGAAAUCUACCAACGUUGGAUUUGCUGCCUAA
This is a messenger RNA of Exophiala oligosperma, 255 nucleotides long. RefSeq lists its product as uncharacterized. Lineage: Eukaryota; Fungi; Ascomycota; Eurotiomycetes; Chaetothyriales; Herpotrichiellaceae. Bases 1 to 255 code for a protein of 84 amino acids. The record is from RefSeq and is a predicted model, not a curated record. The transcript has a single exon.